Messenger RNA from Nelumbo nucifera (sacred lotus), 3580 nucleotides. Its product is annotated as putative alpha,alpha-trehalose-phosphate synthase [UDP-forming] 9. The record is from RefSeq and is a predicted model, not a curated record. Gene Ontology annotation, cellular component: cytosol. NCBI's taxonomy places the organism in Eukaryota, Viridiplantae, Streptophyta, Magnoliopsida, Proteales, Nelumbonaceae. Gene Ontology annotation, biological process: trehalose biosynthetic process. Gene Ontology annotation, molecular function: trehalose-phosphatase activity.
AUUGUUUGUAUUUUUCUCUUUUUUAUUUUUUUAUUUUUUAUUUCAGCUUUCUCAUUUAAUCAGUCUUUACUUCGCUCUUUGUUGCAAGACAAAGAAAGAAAGAACAAGAAACUCCAUUGUUGUGCUUUUCGGUGGCUUUUGAACGCCGGAAACUCUGACAUUCUCCCCGCAUUCCUCGAAUACUUAAAAUUUUAGAUACCUGGAACUUCGCUGCAAGUGUAGUCAGUCGAGCUACUCCUGUUUAACUUCAUUUUUUUUUUCUCUGGCUUGUUGUCGAUCACGGCCGCGUUUCCCCGAAAAUCUCGUCGUAGCUUGUUGACAGGAGUUUGGUGAUCAGUUUUCUUUUUGAAUGUCUGCUUUAGAUGCCUUUCAUAUCUAUACUUUGGGAUGAUUGUCAGGUAUUUCCUGGAGAAAUAUGAUUGUUUGUCACUAGUUGAGCUGCAUUUGUACAACUGCCUAUCAGGACGCCUACGCUUCUUGUAACAGUCAUGGUAUCAAGGUCAUGUGCUAAUUUUUUGGACUUGGCUUCUGGGAACCUUCUGGAUCUCCCUCGGACUCCAAGAUCACUUCCACGUGUGAUGACUGUUCCUGGAAUUAUCUCUGAUUUAGAUGGCGAUGUUGUUAAUGAUAGGGAUUCAGGUCUUACUACUUCAUGCUUAUGCCGUGAGCGAAAAAUUAUUGUAGCAAACAUGCUCCCGUUGCACUCUCAGAGGGAUACAGAAACAGGGAAAUGGUGCUUCAGUUUGGAUGAAGAUUCUCUUCUGUUACAACUGAAGGAUGGUUUCUCAUCUGAAACUGAGGUCAUUUAUGUGGGUUCUCUGAAAGUUCAUAUAGAUGCCAUUGAACAGGAAGAAGUUGCCCUAAAGCUUCUGGAGGAUUUCAAUUGUGUUCCUACAUUUCUUCCUCCUGACCUUCAGAAGAAAUUUUACCAUGGAUUCUGUAAGCAGCAACUGUGGCCUCUUUUUCAUUAUAUGUUGCCUAUUUGCCCAGAUUUUGGUGUUCGCUUCAACCGGUCACUUUGGCAGGCAUAUGUUUCUGCAAAUAAGAUAUUUGCAGAUAAGGUUAUGGAAGUAAUGAAUUCCGAUGAUUAUGUCUGGGUUCAUGAUUAUCAUCUUAUGGUUCUUCCUACUUUCUUACGGAGGCGAUUCAACCGAGUCAAGCUUGGUUUCUUCCUUCACAGCCCCUUUCCCUCAUCAGAAAUCUACCGGACAUUGCCUGUUAGAGAAGAAAUUCUGAGAGGACUGCUAAAUUCAGAUCUGAUUGGUUUUCACACUUUUGACUAUGCUCGACAUUUUCUAUCUUGUUGCAGCAGGAUGUUAGGAAUUGAUUAUGCAUCUAAGAGGGGGUACAUUGGGUUAGAUUAUUUUGGCCGCAAAGUAUACAUUAAAAUCAUGCCUGUUGGUAUUCAUAUGGGUCGGCUACAAUCUGUCUUGAAUCUUCACUCUGCUUCAAUCAAAGUCAAAGAGAUCCAAGAACAGUUUAGAGGAAAAAAAUUGAUUCUGGGAGUAGAUGACAUGGACAUAUUUAAAGGAAUAAGCCUGAAAUUGCUGGCUGUGGAGCAGCUUCUGCAACAACAUCAGGAGUUGCAGGGCCGACUUGUCCUAGUUCAAAUUGUGAAUCCUGCAAGGAGUACAGGGAAAGAUGUGCAGGAAGCAAAACGGGAGACAUAUUUGAUAGCAAGAAGGAUCAAUGAAACUUAUGGUUCACCAGGCUAUGACCCAGUGAUCAUAAUUGAUCAUACUAUUCUGAAUUAUGAAAAGAUCGCUUUCUAUGCUGUGGCAGAAUGUUGUAUAGUAAAUGCCAUUAGGGAUGGGAUGAACCUAAUUCCAUACAAGUAUGUUGUUUGUAGGCAGGGAACUCGACAGAUGGAUGAAGCGGUGGGGGUGUCUGCAGAAACACCUCGAACAAGCAUGCUUGUUGUGUCUGAGUUUAUCGGUUGUUCACCCUCUCUGAGUGGGGCAAUUAGGGUCAACCCAUGGGACAUUGAUGCUGUAGCUGAUGCAUUAAAUUUGGCCAUCACCAUGCCAGAGGCUGAGAAGCAAUUGCGGCAUGAGAAGCACUACCGAUAUGUUAGCUCUCAUGAUAUUGCUUAUUGGGCCCGCAGUUUUAUGCAGGAUUUGGAAAGAGCAUGCAGGGAUCAUUACAGCAAGCGUUGCUGGGGAAUGGGUUUUGGCCUGGGUUUCAGAGUUGUUGCCCUCUCUCCAAGCUUUAGGAAGUUGUCCAUUGACCAUGUUGUCUCAGCAUACAAGAGAACAGAUAGGAGGGCAAUAUUUCUGGACUAUGAUGGUACCAUUGUGCCUCUAGCAUCUAUUAAUAAAACUCCUAGUCCUGAAGUAAUCUCUAUUCUCAACAAUUUGUGCAGCGAUCCUAAGAAUACUGUGUUUAUUGUUAGUGGUAGAGGGUGGAGUUCUCUGAGUGAGUGGUUUGCUCCUUGUGAGAUGCUUGGAAUAGCUGCUGAACAUGGUUACUUCAUAAGGUGGUUUAAAUCCUCUGAUUGGGAGUCCAGUACCUUAGCCUCUGUCUUUGAUUGGAAACAAAUUGCAGAACCUGUCAUGAAACUUUAUACAGAAACAACUGAUGGGUCUUAUAUAGAGCUAAAGGAAAGUGCAUUGGUCUGGCACCAUCAAGAUGCAGACCCUGACUUCGGAUCCUGCCAGGCAAUGGAAUUGUCGAGUCAUCUAGAAAAUGUUCUUGCAAAUGAGCCAGUUGUUGUUAAGAGAGGGCAUCAAAUUGUUGAAGUUAAGCCACAGGGAGUAAGUAAAGGGUUGGCUGCAGAGAAGAUUCUAUCCACAAUGGUCAACAAUGGAAGUCCGCCAAAUUUUGUCAUGUGCAUUGGAGAUGAUAUAUCUGAUGAGGACAUGUUUGAGAGUAUAUCAAGUACAGUCUCUAGUCUAUCAUUACCUGUGGGUCCAGAAAUCAUUGCUUGCACUGUUGGGCAAAAGCCGAGCAAAGCUAAGUACUACCUGGAUGAUACUGCUGGUGUUUUGAAACUACUUAAAGGAAUAGCUAUUGCUUCAAAUAUGAAGCCACGGAGUAACAGCCAAAUUCAUGUUUCCUUUGAAAGUUCUACUUGAGAUGCACAAGGAGUGUCUAUUUUAUGCACCAAGAUGAGCAGAAAUGGAAUCGUUUUGGUAUGGUUUUGUAGAGCACAAGUUGUGUACUCGGCAUGUUAUUUGCUUCCAUGGCCAAGAAUCAGGAUUAUUGAGUUGCUUCCAUUAACGUAAUCUGGUGAAUAUUGAGAUCUUGCCUGUGCAGUUUUGGUGCUGUCAUGAGAUGGGAGAUUUUGUUUAUUCUCCCGAUACCAGACUUAUAUUUUCGGAAACAAGCAAAUGGUGGAUCGUGGAUGUAUCAGCAUCCUGGGAGAAACAACAAUUUUUUGAAUAUAAUGAUGAUGGAAAGUGAUACAAGUAUUCAGGUUGUCGGUAUGUUGGUUGCCACUGGGAAGCCUCUUUUGAAGCAGUUUUCCAUUUAUAGUCUUGGAUGUUUAUACUGGUUAUUCAUGCUGGUCCAGAGGGUGCCAUUGAUUGUAUAGUUACACUUUUUCACAUUAAAUAUAAGUCACCUUUAUAAUAGUAAGAAA